Molecule: messenger RNA, 2508 nt
Organism: Musa acuminata AAA Group (dessert banana)
Lineage: Eukaryota; Viridiplantae; Streptophyta; Magnoliopsida; Zingiberales; Musaceae
Product: sialyltransferase-like protein 1
Exons: 1
Coding region: 400-1581 (393 amino acids)
Molecular function (GO): sialyltransferase activity
Source: RefSeq, a predicted model, not a curated record
ACACGGCGAUCAUUUUCAUUCCCGGCUUCAGCGAGAGCCGCCGUCCAUUAACCUCUUCAGCGUUGCCUUUUCCACCGCUCCUCCUCGCUCACGAUCCUCGUUCGAGCUCCGGGCGAAUGCUUUGGAGUUCUUCUGUCAAAGCGGCUCCUUUCUUCUUAUGGUUCGUAGAAAGGGGGAGGGACUAGGCGCUGGAUGAGAUCAUUCGCCUCUUGCGCGUUCCUUUCGCUGAUGCUCCUCCUCGCCAUCGAUCCCUUUUCGAGCUCCGGACUGCGUCCCUAGUGGGCGAUCGGUACCGAUCCGUUGUAACUCCGUGGGCGAAGGCUUUGCAGUUCUUCCUUCAGAAUGGUUCCUUUCGUCUUGUAGUUCGAGGAAAUGGGGAAGGACUAGGUGGUGGCUGAGAUGACGAAGCGCUCUCUCCCAUUGCCCUUCAUCUUAUUUCUUCCCAUCGCUGUGUUCUCCUUCUUCAGAUUCCGGGCGGCGUUCCUCGGUUAUCCCAGCGCCGGGCCGCUGCCGGGGGACGCCCCCUCGGUGGCGCCACCUCCCUUCCCCAAUGUGACGCUGCUUAGUUUGGCGGCGGAGGAGGUCGGGGAGGCGGAGCUGAGGAAGGACGUCGAGAACCUCCUCCAUGGGAGCUUUGUUUCGGUUUCUGACGGUGGCGGUGGGAGGAGGUUCCGGUCCUACUCAUCCUGGCGGCAGGACAACCACUUCGAGGGGCGGACGCGCAUGAAGCUCCCGUCCCAGUUCCACGCCCCCAAGUACUAUCAUUUCUUCCCCGAGUUCCGCCGCUCGCUGCGUGACUGGUUCCGGAGCCGCCGCUUCCAGCCGGAGGUCAUGUUAGAGCUCGCUCGGCUCGUCAAGAUUCCCAUCGAUCACCACUAUGGCCGCCCCGGCUCCCAGCAGCUGUUUGGCUCCUGCGCCGUGGUCGGCAAUAGCGGCAUCCUAAUGAACAACGAGCAUGGCGAGCUGAUCGACGGUCAUGACCUCGUUAUCCGGCUCAACAAUGCCCGCAUCCAGGGAUACCACCGCAAUGUCGGCUCAAAGACCGGCCUUUCUUUCAUCAACAGCAAUAUACUUCAUGCCUGCGCUCGAAGAGAGAGCUGCUUCUGCCACCCCUAUGGCGAAAGCAUCCCCACGGUCAUGUACAUUUGCCAAGCUCUUCAUUUUCUAGACUACGCCGUCUGCAAUUCCUCGCACAAGGCGCCGAUCCUCAUCACCGACGUCCGGUUUGACAUGCUCUGUGCCAGGAUUGUCAAGUACUAUUCGCUGAAGCGGUUCACCGAGGAGACAGGGAAGCCCCCAGACGAGUGGAAGAAUGUCCAUGAUGAGAAGUUGUUCCACUACUCGUCUGGGAUGCAGGCCGUGAUGCUUGCAGUGGGAAUCUGUGACAAACUUAGCAUCUUUGGGUUCGGGAAGUCAUCGGAGGCAAAACACCAUUACCAUACCAACCAGAAGAAGGAGCUGGAUUUGCAUGACUAUGAGGCAGAAUAUGCCUUGUAUCAUGACCUGGUUGAGUGGCCACAGGUAAUACCUUUCCUCAAGGACUCCGGCUUUGAAGUUCCUCCAGUAGUGUUUUAUCAUUGAGGUGUUUGUCUUGAUAUGGUUGGACUCUUGAAGUUGUCCCAACCGGUAGAAGAAAUCUGGAUGAUAUGUUUCUUGAGGCAAAGUUGCAGUGGUAGUGGCAAUAUAGAAGAAAAAGUAAAAGGAGAUUGUUAUAUGAGGUUAGAGAUCUUCGUACACCGUUUUGCAGUUUGCAGUUUGCAUUAUUCAGCUACAAGCUGAAAAUUGCUGUUUGCUCACAAGGAUGAAUAUGAUUCUAUCUUUUAGUUCUCAAUAUGGUCAUUCUAUCCAAAUGAUCCAGUAUGUGUUUAACAUGUGUUCUUUGAGCAGUUAUGCUGCUUGCAUUUUAUCAAACUCAUCGUUGGAAGUGACACAUGCUUAAAAGGUUUUCUAGUUAGACUCUCUAUAUAAUGACUAAUUUAUGCUCCACAAAUUCAGGUCAUGUUCUCUACAACAAACAUCCUGUGGCCAGCUGCAGGUUUUUGUAUCUUAUGCUACUCAUUAGUUAUGCAUGCAUGCUUUGAUUUUCUUGGACAUAUCUUAGUGAUUUGGUCUUGCUAUAUGCAUAUGUUCAUUGACAAAUUCAUCAGAUCCGACAUCUAGAAGCAUAUCUUCUUGUCGAUCUGGCUCUCUAUGCAUCAUUUGCAGUAACAGUUAUCCUGUGCUAGUUCAAUAUACACAUUUGCAUCAAAGACUGGUUCAACCACAGAAGGUGGAUGCUGAUGACAUCUCUUGCUUCCUGCGAUGCAUGCAGCAGUUAUGAUUUACAAAUGGGACAUGUUAUGUCAUUUUCUCUGUCAUCAUUGCCUUCCAAAAUCCUUUUCUUUAGGAAAUAUGUAUAUUGGUAAUUAAUGUUUUACUAAUCAGAAUCAGUGGUACUGAAUUUUCUUCUCUUUAUACAGCUUCAAGGCACCAAAUUUCUGAUAGAAAAUUAGUUACAUUCUGUAUUUU